CCAUUAAAACAAGUAGUCCUUCAAGAUGGCGGACUGGCAGACGGGACAAAACGAAGCGGAGAUUUAUAAAGUGAUUUCCUCGGUUUAUUCACGGUGAAGGAGGCUGUUACUGUCUGCCUGGCACUUGGCACUCUUCACCGUUCUGCUUUCCGCCUGGAGUGCCACGGGGCCAUCAGUGAGUGCCGGGCAGCUGACGGUGGACCUGGUAAUUACCUGUGAGAAGGUGGGCACCACCCAGCCCCUCUGACCGCAGCAGCAAAGACCAGUGCCAUGUCUUGCCUGCCCAGUCCCUUGCUGUCAUGCAGACCCCCUCAUAGAAAGUGAGCGACAUAACCUCCUGACUGAGCUGGUCCAGGAGGUGUUGGUCCUGCAGUGCCUACGAGCGAUGGGACAACAACCAAAUCCCUGGCCACAGCUGCGCUACCUCACCUCCCACACAACAGAGGAGGACGUGCAGGGGCUAGUCUCACUUGGGGCCUUGGAGCUGGAGAACACAAAGGAAGAACAAACAACAGCAGACCUGAUGGUUCUUACGAGGCUGUUUGUGACAAGCUACACUAACUAUCUAAUCAAAGGUGGAAGAUGAAGGACAGCAAGAUGAAGAAGCGUCUCUCAGCCCUUCCUCUUGGGUGCCGGCUUUGUCAAACUCUUCAUGGAAAUUUGUGACCUGCCGACCACUGUGCUGCUCAUCAAGUUUGUGGAGGAGGGAGACAGUGCGAUGGGCACAGUCAUGCUGCUCAACUUUCUCAAUGCUUGGAAGGUCCAGGUGAGGAGGAGCAAGCUGCAACAUGGACGAUGCCUUUUCUUGAAAAAAUAUGUUUUGGAGCCCAACACCACAGAGGUUGCCAGGAGUGAAAUUUUUAUAUUCAAAACUUGCCUCAGAACUAGCAGUGGUGCCAGAAUGCUAGGGGUACAUCAGCUGCAUCCCACACUCCCAGGCUGUACUUGGGACACGCUACAUGGGAGUACUUGCAUGGGAGGGCCUGAUACAAAAUGUAUUGUGAACAGGAGCUGACCAGCCGCCCCGGAGAGCCCAGCGACCACACCCUGCAAGACAGCCUGCUCAUCCUGGGACACACACAGCCUCACCCUUCAGGCAGGAGACUGACGGCCAUCAGUGAGUGCCGGGCAGCUGACGGUGGACCUGGUAAUUACCUGUGAGAAGGUGGGCACCACCCAGCCCCUCUGACCGCAGCAGCAAAGACCAGUGCCAUGUCCUGCCUGCCCAGUCCCUUGCUGUCAUGCAGACCCCCUCAUAGAAAGUGAGCGACAUAACCUCCUGACUGAGCUGGUCCAGGAGGUGGUGGUCCUGCAGUGCCUAUGAGCAAUGGGACAACAACCAAAUCCCUGGCCACAGCUGCGCUACCUCACCUCCCACACAACAGAGGAGGACGUGCAGGGGCUAGUCUCACUUGGGGCCUUGGAGCUGGAGAACACAAAGAAAGAACAAACAACAGCAGACCUGAUGGUUCUUACGAGGCUGUUUGUGACAAGCUACACUAACUAUCUAAUCAAAGGUGGAAGAUGAAGGACAGCAAGAUGAAGAAGCGUCUCUCAGCCCUUCCUCUCGGGUGCCGGCUUUGUCAAACUCUUCAUGGAAAUUUGAGACUGGGCAUGCACAAGGCGACCCAUUGUAGUAGCAGUGUUGUGUUCCCCAGUGACCUGCCGACCACUGUGCUGCUCAUCAAGCUUGUGGAGGAGGGAGACAGUGCGAUGGGCACAGUCAUGCUGCUCAACUUUCUCAAUGCUUGGAAGGUCCAGGAGCUGACCAGCCGCCCCGGAGAGCCCAGCGACCACACCCUGCAAGACAGCCUGCUCAUCCUGGGACACACACAGCCUCACCCUUCAGGCAGGAGACUGACGGCCAUCAGUGAGUGCCGGGCAGCUGACGGUGGACCUGGUGGGCACCACCCAGCCCCUCUGACCACAGCAGCAAAGACCAGUGCCAUGUCUUGCCUGCCCAGUCCCUUGCUGUCAUGCAGACCCCCUCAUAGAACACUGACCUCAUCAUGGCAGAGACUGGGCAUGCACAAGGCGACCCAUUGUAGUAGCAGUGUUGUGUUCCCCAGUGACCUGCCGACCACUGUGCUGCUGAUCAAGCUUGUGGAGGAGGGAGACAGUGCGAUGGGCACAGUCAUGCUGCUCAACUUUCUCAAUGCUUGGAAGGUCCAGGAGCAAGCUGCAACAUGGAUGAAGCCUUUUCUUGGAAAAAUAUGUUUUGGAGCCCAACACCACAGAGGAGCUGACCAGCCGCCCCGGAGAGCCCAGCGACCACACCCUGCAAGACAGCCUGCUCAUCCUGGGACACACACAGCCUCACCCUUCAGGCAGGAGACUGACGGCCAACAGUGAGUGCCGGGCAGCUGACGGUGGACCUGGUGAUUACCUGUGAGAAGGUGAGGCAGUAUCUGAAGCACA
Eriocheir sinensis (Chinese mitten crab) is the source of this 2418-nucleotide messenger RNA. RefSeq lists its product as uncharacterized. The transcript has 21 exons. The record is from RefSeq and is a predicted model, not a curated record. Lineage: Eukaryota; Metazoa; Arthropoda; Malacostraca; Decapoda; Varunidae. Bases 1525 to 2352 code for a protein of 275 amino acids.